Messenger RNA from Acanthisitta chloris (rifleman), 2771 nucleotides. Its product is annotated as probable G-protein coupled receptor 112. The record is from RefSeq and is a predicted model, not a curated record. Gene Ontology annotation, cellular component: membrane. The annotation marks the transcript as partial. Gene Ontology annotation, biological process: adenylate cyclase-activating G protein-coupled receptor signaling pathway; cell surface receptor signaling pathway. Lineage: Eukaryota; Metazoa; Chordata; Aves; Passeriformes; Acanthisittidae. Gene Ontology annotation, molecular function: G protein-coupled receptor activity. The transcript is spliced from 17 exons.
AAACACGUUAUCUGCAUGGAAAGCGACUGGAUUUACUGGGAAGGAAUGAUAAGUAUGUGUCCCUGGUCAACUUCAGCAUCCCUCAGCUAUGUCAGUUCACAGUGUGCAUUGACCUAAAGCGAACUGCCAACAUCAGCUCCUGGGCAGCGUUUUCCUAUGAUGCUAACAACACCUCCACUGACAUAAAUGACUUAGAUCUUGGACUCUCUGGAGAAGACAAGCACUUGAGACUGUAUCUUUUUGGCACCAGACGAGACAUCAAGGUCAAUCUGGCCCUUUUUGUGUGGUAUAGCGUGUGCUGCUUGUGGGACACCAGGAAACAGCUGCUGGAGGUCUACUGCAAUGGUAACCUCGUGCACAGUGAAAGCAUCCGCAGCACAGAGUGCCUGAAGCCCAACGGCAGCUUAGUGCUGGGCCACCUGCACAAGAGAAGGCAUGGCUUCAUCGUGAGGGUCAGCCACAGCUUCAUUGGCAGCUUGUACUACUUCCAAAUGUGGGACCGUGUGCUGGCUCAGGAGGAGCUGCUGGACUGUGCCAUGGGCAGUACAGUCAGCUGGAGGGAAGAGUACUGGAAUUUCAGCAAUGUCCUGCCCGUCGCGGGCCAUUGUCCACGCUGUGGGUCGAGUGAGGCAUCACUAACAAAGGCUCCUACACUGUCCCCAUUACCUCCAACCAGUAGCACCAAUGGUACCAUUCCAGUGAGCUUCUUUAACGUUCACAUGAACUUUUCCCUUUUCUACAAAACCGAGAGAGCUCCUGAUUACUAUGAUGCAAAAAAGCUUCUUGAACACUGGUUUAGUAUCAUAUUUACUGGAGAAGAAUUCAUUGUGACAAACUUUAAAAUCAGUGAAAUUAGUAUUGAACUUGAGCAAGCUUUUUGGAAGAAACCAAACAUGACUAAAUGUAAAUUACUGGAAAAACUUCCAAAUAAUAUUUUAGGCCUCCAAGACAUCAAUAUAACAGAAGAGAAUGCACAAGAUGUUGUACAGCACAUUCUAUACCUCUUGCCAGAUGCAACACUGCAUGUGGAAGAACUAGAAAUCAUUGCAAGUAAAAUUUCUGAUAUCGUGCGGCUCGCGGAUGUGAGCGUGACACUUGCAGAGACUGUAAUGUCUAUACUAGACUACAUUUUGCUGCAGGAAAUAGAGGAUCAGAACAUUAGAAAAAUAACCAACAGUAUCCUGCAGACAACUGAGGAGAUAGGCUAUAAGGUGACUUACACAGACAGAAACACGUCUGUCAUAACCACUUCCUUGGCUCUGCUGGUGUUGCGUCCAGAUCCCAACGUGUUUGGAGGAUUGGCCUUUGGUAUUACCUCCUACGACAGAGGUGUGGAUCUCAAGAUGAAUGUACAAGAAAAUCCUUUCAAAAAUGCUUUGGCUUCAGUGUUUUUGCCAAAAUCCCUGAAGAACUUCUUAGGGAUUGAGCACUCUGACCCAGACAAGCAUUUGAAGAUCCAGUUUAAGUUUUUUGGCACCACUUCACUCUUUGUGGAUGACAGUUUGAGGACGGAGAGGCUGAACACUUAUGUUGUGAGUGCCAGCAUUGAAAAUGCAUCAGUUCAGAACCUUGAUGAGCCUGUGACUGUUACUCUUCAGCACAUCGACCAGAACUCGGGGAAUGCAGCAGUGCACUGUGUCUUUUGGGACUUUGGGAAGAACAAUGGACUGGGUGGUUGGAAUACGUUGGGGUGUGAAAUGGAAUAUACAGAUAUGAAUUACACAAUCUGUUUUUGUAACCAUCUUACCCAUUUUGGAGUCCUACUGGACUUGGCCCGGACAGAAAUAGAUGUCACACAUGAUCAUGUAUUAACUCUGAUAAGCUAUGCAGGAUGUGGUGCUUCUUCCCUUUUUUUGGGAAUAACACUGGUGACAUAUCUAACCCUUGAGAAGCUGCGGAGAGACAGCCCUUCCAAAAUCCUGCUCAACCUUUGUGCUGCACUGCUGAUGCUGAACAUGGUCUUCCUCACCAAUUCCUGGCUGUCCUCUUUCAACCAGCCAGGCCUCUGCAUCACCAUGGCCAUGCUCCUUCACUAUUUCCUUCUUGCAGCUUUCACAUGGAUGUUCUUGGAGUCUGUUCACUUUUACUUGGCCCUUGUCAAAGUUUUCAAUGUUUAUGUCCCAAAGUACAUCCUAAAGUGCUCCAUUGCUGGCUGGGGAAUACCAGCUAUUGUAAUUACCCUUGUGCUCAUUAUAAAUAAAGACUUCUACGGCAAUGGAUCAUACUCUGUGAACAGUCCUUACAGCAGUUUUUGCUGGAUUCAGGACAACACAGUGUUCUACAUCUCCGUUGUGGCCUAUUUCAUCUUAAUAUUUUUGACAAAUACAGCCAUGUGCAUCACUGUUCUCCUUCAAAUCCACUCAGUGAAAUCAAGGGCACAAAAGAGAUCCAGAUCGUGGAAACAGAGUGUUCUCCAAGACCUCAAAAGUGCUUUCAGCUUGAUGUUCCUUUUGGGCUUAACUUGGGGUUUUGCCUUUUUUGCCUGGGGAGCAGUGAGGAUAUUUUUCUUGUAUCUCUUCAGCAUUUUUAACACCUUGCAAGGGUUCUUUAUCUUUGUGUUUCACUGCCUAAUGAAGGAUGAUGUAGUGAAGCAGUGUCGAGUACAUUUCUGCUGGGGGAGAUUUCGUCUGAGUAAUUAUUCUGCUGAAGUCCAUUACAACCCCAGUGCUGUAUCUCCAGAAGAUGAUGAGACCAAACAUCCUUGUUCCCGAAGAAUCCUACCCAUGGAUACAGGGCUGCACUAUCCACAGAAAGCAGGAAUUUUACACUGA